AUGGGAGAGGUGUGGGCAUGGCUGCUAUUUUUCUUCAUUCUCAUUGGUAUUCUAGUCAUGCUAGUUUUCCAGCUCGUGUGCUUGGCAGAUCUAGAAUUUGAUUACAUCAAUCCUUAUGACUCCUCAUCCCGGAUAAACAAAACGGUUUUACCUGAGUUCAUCACUCAAGGAGUUUUAUGCUUCCUUUUCCUCAUGACAGGGCACUGGGUUAUGUCCCUUCUCUGCAUUCCGUACUUAUAUUACAAUGUGAGAUUGUACAUGCAAAGACAGCACCUCGUAGAUGUAACCGAGAUCUUUAACUUGCUCAGUUGGGAAAAGAAACAACGGAUUAUCAAACUUGGUUACAUUGUAUUACUUCUCUUCAUAUCCUUGUUCUGGAUGAUUUACAAUGCACUUGAAGACGACGAUGAGUUACAAUAG
Messenger RNA from Fraxinus pennsylvanica, 420 nucleotides. The record is from the annotation of a GenBank genome assembly. Lineage: Eukaryota; Viridiplantae; Streptophyta; Magnoliopsida; Lamiales; Oleaceae.